AUGCCCCGCUGCCGCUGCCACUGCUGUGAGGGCUGCAGCGGCGGCGGCUCCCCGGGCGGCGAGGCGGAGGGCGGCCGCGGCCGGGGCCCCAGCUUGAAGUCGCUGCUGCUGAGCCGCUUCUUGGUGCUGCUGCCUUGGAUGCUGCUGGUGAUCGUCAUGAUGGACACUGGCGGCAGCCACCGGGCGCCCCGUCCACAGCUCGCCUCCUCGCGGCAGCCCCUGUCCCAGCCGCAGCAUCCGGGGGCGCCGCGGCGCCGGGAGGCCGAGCUGCCCGUCAUCUACACCAUCACGCCGACCUACAGCCGCCCGGUGCAGAAAGCCGAGCUCACGCGUCUGGCCAACACGUUCCGCCAGGUGGCGCGCCUGCAUUGGGUCCUGGUGGAAGACUCCGCCGUGGGCACCGAGCUGGUCAGCCGCUUCGUGGCGGGGCUCCUGCGCAGCGGAGGCCCGCCUUGUACCCACCUGCACGCCCUCACGCCCAGGAGGUUCAAGCGGCCCGGCCAACCCCGAGCCACGGAGCAGCGCAACGCCGGCCUGGCUUGGGUCCGCCAGAGGCACCAGCGCCUGCCUUCCCCGCAGCCGGGCGUCGUGUUCUUUGCCGACGACGACAACACAUACAGUCUGGAGCUCUUCCAGGAGAUGCGCACAACCCAUAAAGUGUCUGUAUGGCCUGUGGGUCUGGCAGGCGGCCGACGCUAUGAGCGCCCAGUUGUGGAAAAGGGCAAGGUUGUUGGAUGGUACACUGGCUGGCGGGCAGGUAGACCUUUUCCCAUUGACAUGGCCGGGUUUGCUGUGAGCCUUCAGGUGAUCUUAUCCAACCCUAAAGCGAUAUUCAGACGCCAUGGAUCCCAACCAGGAAUGCAGGAAUCUGAUUUUCUCAGACAGAUCACCACAGUAGAAGAGCUGGAACCAAAAGCCAACAACUGCACAAAGGUUCUUGUAUGGCACACGAGAACUGAAAAGGUAAAUCUAUCUAAUGAGCCAAAGUACCACCUGGACAGUGUCAAAAUUGAAGUAUGAUACGUAAGCAUAAAAUGGGAAAUAACAAAAUUAACGGUUGCAUCCUUGAAACAGCUAAACAUUCAAACUGCGGUUUGCUUUUGUGCAACAACUUACUUUACCAGUCUCAGUUAAGACUUAUCAGAUGGCUGUAAUUUGUCUUGCAUGUGUUUGGAUUUAUUUAUUUAUUUUUUAAAAAUCUGUUUUAGUACUUUAUCCAAAUCUUAGAUUGUUCUUACACAAGACGUUCAAUGAAAUGUAGCGGAACACUAAGAGAGUGACUGAUCUAAACAAAUGCAAAAUUUCCAAUUCAUUUAUAAAUAGCAGCUUCCAGAUUAUUAUGUUCAAAGUUUAUUGUUCCUGAAUUAAACAGCUUUGCUUUUGAAGAACAGUAGAUAAAAGAGGUCUUUAUAGAAUGAAAAAAAAAAUCACAUGAUGUUUAUGGAUUUCUUUAAUAGAGGGAAGCAACAGCUUAUUGAUACGAGGCACCAUAAAAUGUAAACACAGUUACUGGCAUAAACCUGGAUACAGCUGUAGAAAAUAAAAGUAAAUGUACAAUUGA
Lacerta agilis (Sand lizard) is the source of this 1561-nucleotide messenger RNA. RefSeq names its product beta-1,3-glucuronyltransferase 2 (gene B3GAT2). The record is from RefSeq and is a predicted model, not a curated record. The transcript is spliced from 4 exons. Gene Ontology annotation, molecular function: galactosylgalactosylxylosylprotein 3-beta-glucuronosyltransferase activity. Bases 1 to 1020 code for a protein of 339 amino acids. Gene Ontology annotation, cellular component: Golgi membrane. Gene Ontology annotation, biological process: carbohydrate metabolic process; chondroitin sulfate proteoglycan biosynthetic process. Lineage: Eukaryota; Metazoa; Chordata; Lepidosauria; Squamata; Lacertidae.